Knipowitschia caucasica is the source of this 3789-nucleotide messenger RNA. The record is from the annotation of a GenBank genome assembly. NCBI's taxonomy places the organism in Eukaryota, Metazoa, Chordata, Actinopteri, Gobiiformes, Gobiidae.
AUGCGGACCAUGAUUACCUUGCUGAUAAUCCUCCCUCUGCUGACAGGUGUGUGUGCGGAGCAGGUUUUUGUCAGAGAUGGAGGUCUGGUUGUCCUGAAGUGUCCCAAAGGCAGAAGGAUGACGACUUCACCGUCCUGGACCAGCUACACACCUCAAAAGAGGAUUUUAAUGAGUGAAACAAACACAGCAGCACCUCUCCUGCUUCACCAGAGGAGCCUGGUGUUACUGAGGGUCUCUCCAAACCAGCAGGGGAAUUACUCCUGCUCUGUGGGGAACAACACUUUCUGGCACCAGUUGGUCGUCUUGACUGCAGAGUCACAUGCUCACCACACGGGGGCGCAGUACACCGCCACCUGCUACAGUGGAGAGAGAUGCACUCUGCGCUGUCCCGUCUCCAACUGCCCCGGAUCAGACAUACCCCACCUCAAGCGCCACGGCAUUACGUGGACAAAGGGCGGACAAACACAGGUUAAAGAGGUUUUGUCCUUUUCAAAAGUUGAGGAAGCAGACGAAGGCACUUACACUUGCUCUCGCUUCUAUGGCUACAAAGACCAGACUUACAACAGGACCGUCACCUACAGACUCGAUGUCAAACCUCAAGAAACACCAACAGUUGUUGAGAUCCUUACACCACGUCACAGAGAGGUUUUUGAAAUCAAACUAGGAUCUGUGUAUGUGGUGAACUGCACAGCCACUUUGUCCUCGGACUUUGAUGAGGUUUUUUGGAUGAGCCAAAAGUCGUCAGUGAAGAGUGAUCCAAACCUGAGAAUGCACUCCAGAUCAGCAGUAUUCCAAAACACCAAAGGGACGUACAUGACAACCGCGCUGGUCUUCACAGAGGUCACAGAAGAGGAUUUAUCCAAAGAGUUCACCUGCAAACUGGAAUCUGUGUCGGCUCCAUCCAGCUCAGUCACAGUCUCUCUGCAGCAGAAACAACAAGAAGCCGCACAUAUCCGUACUGUCAUUAUUGUGACCACUCUCCUGGCGACUGCUGCAGCUGCACUGACCGGAGCAAUGCUUAAAAGUCUCCUAAACUGUGACAUGAUGCUGAAUGUUCUGCUCUUUCUCACUGCGUCCAUUGGGGUGAGUGCAGAAAGGAUUUGUGUGAGAUCUGGUGAGAUGGUGGCGCUGCAGUGUCCCAGGCGCAGUGUGAUGCAGAGAGGUCCUGACCAGAGCGAGAACACCACACUGCUCACUGACCGGGAGCUGGUUCUACUCAACGCUUCAGAGCAUCAGCAGGGAAACUACUCCUGCAUCGGAGCACAUAACAAGACAUAUGACUUGACGGUCUACACUUCUCCGACUGGUGAUUGUGAGAAGUUCUCUCAGUUCCCCAAGACCUGUUACAGUGGACAGGCCUGCUCUCUCUCCUGCCCUGCCUCCUACACUCCAGCGCGGAGUGUGGAGCUCAUCUUGAAAGGCGUCACAUGGCAAGGGGAAGGGUUAAAAGGAUGGGUCAAAGAGAAGACGCUGGACUUCCCCAGAGUGACAGAGUCUGACGGCGGCGCCUACACCUGCGUCAGGUCCUUUCUGUUUCGUGGUCAAGUCUAUAACAUGACGUUCAAUGUGACGCUGGAUAUUCAGCCUAAAGAAACUAUAAAAAAUGAAGGGAUCAUCUCACCAUCUCCAAAUGAAGUGUUUUCUGCUGAUGUAGGCUCUCCCCUGGUCAUCAACUGCACAGCGAUGAUAUUUUCUAUCCUAAAUGAGGUUUACUGGAAAAUUGACCAAGACAAUGUGAGGGUGCAUUCUUCUGUUACAAAAGAAGACAUGGGUGAAGGUACGAAGAUGACCGCUUCUCUCUUCUUUGAAGAGGUUUCGGAGAAGGAUUUAUCCACAGUUUUCACCUGUAGACUAGAAUCUGUGUCCCAACCAUCCAUCAGUGUUAAUGUCACUUUGGCACAAAAAGAGCGACCGUCGUAUGUAGCUGUGACUGUUACGGCUGUGGUCAUACCUGCUCUUAUGGUGGCGUCUAUUCUGAUCUACAUGAAAUACAAGAUUCAUAUCACGCUCUUUCUCAGAGACGGAUUGGGUUGUCACCGCAGGGUUUCAGAUGAUAAAAGUUUCGAUGCCUUCAUAUUGUACUACUGGAGUGAGCAGGAACCAGGACUCAGUGCAGACCAGAGGAGAACUCUGCAGAAUGUUCUGGAGGAUCGAUUUGGCUACAGCCUCUGCCUUUUCGACCGCGACGUUCUACCUGGAAAAGCUGUGGCAGACGCGCUGUUGGAGUGUGUGGAGCAAAGCCGUGUCGUGCUGCUGGUCCCUUCUUCCCCAGACUUUUGCUCUGAGUCUGCCCUGCUCAGUGCCCUCCAUGAGACCUUGGUGGAGCGUCAAACCCGCCUACUUUUCAUCACAAAUAAAGGCAUAAAGAAAAGUGGAAUAGGGCCUCUGUUGGACACUGUGCAGCUGCUGGCGGAGCUGGGCCAGUGCGUCCCGUGGGCAGGUUCUCUGGAGAACACCUCUUUCUUCUGGAAACAACUGAGAUAUCACCUGCCUCCAAACCCAGAGCAAACCAUCCAUUACAGAGCGAUCAGAGGAGAAGUGUUUAUGAUGCCAUGUGACAGCUGGUCCAGGGUUGGAGACCAGAGAAAGGAAAACCACAGCAGCUCUGCUCUGUUCAAAGCUGAAGCAAGUCUCUCAGGAACAUACACCUGCCUCACAAGUGCUGGCUGGCGGCUCCUCCAUCUGCAGGUUGUAAAUAACACAAUAGGAUGUUCAAGCGCAGAGGAGAGCACGCUCACUCUGGAGAUCGGUGCUGGAGGGAAAAUCACUUGUCCUGGUUACAACUGCAGCAACAGCACCACCACGGUCUGGUACAAGGGAAACAAGAGUGUAUCUAAAACACGAAGACGAGUGUUUUUCAAAGAUGGACACCUUCAGUUGUACGAAGUGAGCAAAUACGACAAUGCUGUGUUCUUCUGUGACCGAGAGCUGCAGGAGCAAGGGGCCAACUGGACCCUCCGACGGUCGGUCAGAGUCAAGGCUUUAAAUAUGGUAAAAUCCCCUCCAAGAAUCCUGCGUCCAGCAAACAACACAACACAAGAGGUGGAGCUGGGUUUGAAUCAUACACUACAAUGUGAGGUGUAUUUUCCUGAAGCAGAUCCACCAGGAGUCCUCCAGUGGUUUAGGAACGACAACGGCCAUUUACAGAACGUGACAAUGGAAAACAUAGAAGUGAACCAAGUUGAAUGGGAGCUUCAGCUCAUUCUGAAAUCUCACUGGACUUUUGAUGAAAAAGAUUUAGGCCAUAAAGACUUUGACGUGCUUUUGUCGUACGUUUCCAUGGAGCUUUCCUCUCCUUUGAGACGCAACAAUGACAAUGAUGCAUUUCCAUUCAGUCUGGAGCCUCUCGACGUGGAGGUGCCUUCAGAGCGACUGGAGCUGCUCCUGCCUCACGUGUUGGAAGAACAAUGGGGCUAUCGGCUCUGUCUGAUGGACAGGGACUUUCUGCCUGGAGGAGCUUACACUAAAGAUGUGGUGAAUGGUCUUCAAAGAAGCCAGAUGUUGAUCUGCCUUCUGUCCGCUGAAUACUUCUCAAACAACAAUGCUGUUUUUGUGCUUGAAUCAGGAUUGCAGGCGCUACUGGAAAACUCCGGCCUCAAACUGCAGCUUAUAUGGACAAACAGGGCCCCAGUUUCCCUGCCACAGCUGAACCCACCACUUCCCGUCAUCAUUCAGAAAGCCUUAAAGGUGCUACCAGCUCUCAAAUGGACUCCCUCAGCCAACACUAACUUCUGGAGGUCUCUGAGGAAAGCCAUGCCCCAUCAAAGACUCUCAUCUCUACAGAAGUGA